Lipotes vexillifer (Yangtze River dolphin) is the source of this 4914-nucleotide messenger RNA. It is a transcript of the gene AGL, whose product is annotated as amylo-alpha-1,6-glucosidase and 4-alpha-glucanotransferase. The transcript has 34 exons. Gene Ontology annotation, molecular function: amylo-alpha-1,6-glucosidase activity; 4-alpha-glucanotransferase activity. Lineage: Eukaryota; Metazoa; Chordata; Mammalia; Artiodactyla; Lipotidae. The record is from RefSeq and is a predicted model, not a curated record. The coding region runs from base 316 to 4914 and encodes 1532 amino acids. Gene Ontology annotation, biological process: glycogen catabolic process; glycogen biosynthetic process.
GGGACCGGCGCGAGGCGGAGUCACGGAGAAGCUUUCUGCCACUCACACAGCGGCCGCGGCCCGCUGCCGCCGCCCCUCCCUUUACCCUUCACGGCGCCCGGCCCUCCUCGUCGGCGGCUUCUUUCUGCGCCUGGGCAGCCUGCCUUUUCCCUUUAACUUUCCUUUGCGUCUUCUCCCCCCGACUGUUUUAACACCAGAGUCGCGGGUCCUGCAGUGUCCCAGAAGCCGCACGUAUAAUUUGCUCGGUGGGUACCUCAUUUGAUUUCGGAGUUCUUUUCAUUCUUCUGAAACAUUUCAAAUCCUCUAGAAGCCAAAAUGGGACACAGUAAACAGAUUAGGAUUUUACUUCUGAACGAAAUGGAAAAGCUGGAAAAGACCCUCUUCAGACUUGAACAAGGGUUUGAACUACAGUUCCGAUUAGGCCCAACUUUACAGGGAAAAGCAGUUACUGUGUAUACAAAUUACCCAUUUCCCGGAGAAGCAUUUAAUCGAGAAAAAUUCCGUUCCCUGGAAUGGGAAAAUCCAACAGAAAGAGAAGAUGAUUCUGAUAAAUACUGUAAACUUCAUCUUCAACAAGCUGGAUCAUUUCAGUAUUACUUCCUUCAAGGAAAUGAGAAAAGUGGUGGAGGUUACAUAGUUGUGGACCCUAUUUUACGUGUUGGUGCUGAUAAUCAUGUGUUACCCUUGGACUGUGUUACUCUCCAGACAUUUUUAGCCAAGUGUAUGGGACCCUUUGAUGAAUGGGAAAGCAGACUUAGGGUUGCAAAAGAAUCAGGCUACAACAUGAUUCAUUUUACCCCGUUGCAGACUCUUGGACUAUCUAGGUCAUGCUAUUCCCUUGCUGAUCAGUUAGAAUUAAAUCCUGAUUUUUCAAGACCUAAUAAAAAAUACACCUGGACUGAUGUUGGACAGCUAGUGGAAAAAUUGAAAAAAGAAUGGAAUAUUCUUUGUAUUACUGAUGUUGUCUACAAUCAUACUGCUACUAAAAGUAAAUGGCUCCAGGAACAUCCAGAAAGUGCAUAUAACCUUGUGAAUUCCCCACACUUAAAACCUGCCUGGGUCUUAGACAGAGCACUUUGGCACUUAUCCUGUGAUGUUGCAGAAGGGAAAUACAAAGAAAGAGGAGUAGCUGCUUUGAUUGAAAAUGAUCAUCAAAUGAAUUGCAUUCGAAAAAUAAUUUGGGAGGAUAUUUUCCCAAAGAUCCAUCUGUGGGAAUUUUUCCAAGUAGAUGUUGACAAAGCAGUUGAGCAAUUUAGAGGACUUCUUACACAAGAAAAUAGGAAAACAACAAAGCCUGAUCCAAAACAACACCUUAAGAUUAUUCAGGAUCCUGAAUACAGACGACUUGGCUGUACUGUAGAUAUGAACGUUGCACUAGCAACUUUCAUACCACAUGAUAAUGGGCCAGGUGCAAUUAACGAAUGCUGCAGUUGGUUCCAGAAGAGAAUUGAGGAAUUAAAUUCAGAGAAGCAUCAGCUCGUGAACUACCAUCAGGAACAGGCAGUUAAUUGCCUUUUGGGAAAUGUGUUUUAUGACCGACUGGCUGGCCAUGGUCCUAAACUAGGACCUGUCACUAGAGAACAUCCUUUGGUUACCAGAUAUUUUACUUUCCCUUUUGAAGAAAUGCCCCUCUCCACAGAAGAAUCUAUGAUUCAUGUCCCAAAUAAAGCUUGUUUUCUGAUGGCACAUAAUGGAUGGGUAAUGGGAGAUGAUCCCCUUCGAAACUUUGCUGAACCAGGUUCAGAUGUUUAUCUAAGGAGAGAACUUAUUUGCUGGGGAGACAGUGUUAAAUUACGCUAUGGGAAAAAACCAGAGGACUGUCCUUAUCUCUGGGCACACAUGAAAAAAUACACUGAAAUAACUGCGACUUAUUUCCAGGGAGUCCGUCUUGAUAACUGUCACUCAACACCUCUUCAUGUAGCCGAGUACAUGUUGGAUGCUGCUAGGAAAUUGCAACCCAAUUUAUAUGUAGUAGCUGAACUGUUCACAGGAAGUGAAGACCUGGACAAUAUCUUUGUUACUAGACUGGGCAUUAGUUCCUUAAUAAGAGAGGCAAUGAGUGCAUAUGACAGUCAUGAAGAGGGCAGAUUAGUUUACCGAUAUGGAGGAGAACCUGUUGGAUCCUUCGUUCAGCCCUGUUUGAGGCCUUUAAUGCCAGCUAUUGCACAUGCCCUGUUUAUGGAUGUUACCCAUGAUAAUGAGUGUCCUAUUGUGCAUAGGUCAGCAUAUGAUGCUCUCCCAAGUUCCACGAUUGUUUCUAUGGCAUGUUGUGCUAGUGGAAGUACUAAGGGCUAUGACGAAUUAGUGCCUCAUCAGAUUUCAGUAGUUUCUGAAGAACGGUUUUACACUAAGUGGAAUCCUGCAGCAUCACCAUCCAAUUUCGGUGAAGUUAAUUUCCAAAGUGGCAUCAUUGCAGCCAGGUGUGCCAUCAAUAAACUUCACCAAGAGCUUGGAGCCAAGGGUUUUAUUCAGGUGUAUGUGGAUCAAGUUGAUGAAGACAUAGUGGCAGUAACAAGACACUCACCUAGUAUCCAUCAAUCAGUUGUAUCUGUGUCUAGAACUGCUUUCAGGAAUCCCAAGACUUCAUUUUACAGCAAGGAAGUGCCUCAAAUGUGCAUCCCUGGUAAAAUUGAAGAAGUAGUUCUUGAAGCUAGAACUGUUGAGAGAAAUACGGAACCUUACAGGAAGGAUGGUAGUUCAAUCAAUGGAAUGCCAAAUAUCACAGUAGAAAUUAGAGAACAUAUUCAGCUUAAUGAAAGUAAAAUUGUUAAAGAAGCUGGAAUUACCACAAAAGGACCCAAUGAAUAUAUUCAAGAAAUAGAAUUUGAAAAUUUGUCUCCUGGAAGUGUUAUUAUAUUCAGAGUUAGUCUUGAUCCACAUGCACAAGCUGCUGUUGGAAUUCUUCGAAAUCAUCUGACACAGUUCAGUCCUCAUUUUAAAUCUGGGAGUCUUGCUGUUGACAACACAGAUCCUAUAUUAAAAAUUCCUUUUGCUUCUAUUGCCUCUAAAUUAACUUUGGCUGAGCUAAAUCAGGUACUUUACCGAUGUGAAUCAGAAGAACAAGAAGAUGGUGGAGGGUGUUAUAACAUACCAAACUGGUCAUCUCUUAAAUAUGCAGGUCUUCAAGGAUUAAUGUCCAUAUUGGCAGAAAUAAGACCGAAGAAUGACUUGGGGCAUCCCUUUUGUGAUAAUUUGAGAUCUGGAGACUGGAUGAUUGACUAUGUCAGUAACCGGCUUAUUUCACGGUCAGGAACAAUUGCUGAAGUUGGUAAAUGGUUGCAGGCUAUGUUCUUCUACCUGAAGCAGAUCCCACGUUACCUUAUCCCAUGUUACUUUGAUGCUAUAUUAAUUGGUGCAUAUACCACUCUCCUGGAUAUAGCAUGGAAGCAGAUGUCAAGCUUUGUUCAGAACGGUUCUACCUUUGUGAAACACCUUUCCCUGGGUUCAGUCCAAAUGUGUGGAGUAGGAAAAUCCCCUUCUCUGCCACUUCUUUCACCUUCCCUCAUGGAUGUACCAUGCAGGCUGAAUGAAAUCACAAGAGAGAAGGAGCAGUGUUGUGUGUCUCUAGCCGCAGGCUUACCUCACUUUUCUUCUGGUAUUUUCCGCUGCUGGGGAAGGGAUACUUUUAUUGCCCUCAGAGGUCUGCUGCUGAUUACUGGACGCUACUUGGAGGCCAGGAAUAUUAUUUUAGCAUUUGCUGGUACCCUGAGACAUGGUCUCAUUCCUAAUCUCCUGGGUGAAGGAACUCAUGCCAGAUACAACUGCCGGGAUGCUGUGUGGUGGUGGCUGCAGUGUAUUCAGGAUUAUUGUAAAAUGGUCCCAAAUGGUCUAGACAUUCUCAGGUGCCCAGUUUCCAGAAUGUAUCCUACAGAUGAUUCUGCUCCUUUGUCUGCUGGCACACUGGAUCAACCAUUGUUUGAAGUAAUACAGGAAGCUAUGCAAAGACACAUACAGGGCAUACAGUUCCGAGAAAGGAAUGCUGGUCCACAGAUAGAUCGGAACAUGAAGGAUGAAGGUUUUAAUAUAACUGCAGGUGUUGAUGAAGAAACAGGAUUUGUUUAUGGAGGAAAUCGCUUAAAUUGUGGUACAUGGAUGGAUAAAAUGGGAGAAAGUGACAGAGCUAGAAACAAAGGAAUCCCAGCCACUCCAAGAGAUGGGUCUGCUGUGGAAAUUGUGGGCCUGAGUAAAUCUGCUGUUCGUUGGUUGCUGGAAUUAUCCCAAAAAAAUAUUUUUCCUUAUCAUGAAGUUACAGUAAAAAGACAUGGAAAAGUUGUGAGAGUCUCAUAUGAUGAGUGGAACAGAAAAAUACAAGAUAACUUUGAAAAGUUAUUUUAUGUGUCAGAAGACCCUUCUGAUGUCAAUGAAAAGCAUUCUAAUCUGGUGCAUAAACGUGGCAUAUACAAAGAUAGUUAUGGAGCUUCAAGCCCUUGGUGUGACUACCAGCUCAGGCCUAAUUUUACCAUAGCAAUGGUUGUGGCCCCUGAGCUCUUUACUACAGAAAAAGCAUGGAAAGCUUUGGAGAUUGCAGGAGAAAAAUUGCUUGGUCCUCUUGGCAUGAAAACUUUGGAUCCAGAUGAUAUGGUUUACUGUGGAACUUAUGACAAUGCCUUAGACAACGACAACUACAGUCUUGCUAAAGGUUUCAAUUAUCACCAAGGACCUGAGUGGCUGUGGCCUGUUGGGUAUUUUCUUCGUGCGAAAUUAUAUUUUUCCAAAUUGAUGGGUCCCGAGAUUACUUCAAAGACUAUAUUUUUGGUUAAAAAUGUUCUUUCUCGACAUUAUGUUCAUCUUGAGAGAUCCCCUUGGAAAGGACUUCCAGAACUGACCAACGAGAAUGGCCAAUACUGUCCUUUCAGCUGUGAAACACAAGCCUGGUCAAUUGCUGCUAUUCUUGAAACACUCUAUGAUUUAUAG